AAUUGCAGGUAACCCUAACAGCAUUCUCCUUUCCCAAAGAGAUAUUAAGUCGAAUGAAAAUUAGCUGGAUAACGUAUAACUGUGAUUGAUAUUAACCAGGAAUACAACUAAGACCUGCGAAUUUAUCAGAAGCGUGUCCGCAUUGCCUCCCUGAUAGCUGCAGCUUUUCCACUCACAAAAUAAACCUAAACACGUGGGGGAAAUCGGUGCAAAUACCGGAUUCAUCCCCACUGUGGGGUUCAUAUUUGGGUGGCAAAUUAACUAAGCUGCUCAAAUGAACUGUAAAACCUGUCUGAACUACUUUAUAAAACUAUUCGUGUAUCUAGCAUUACACUGAUGAAGACACGAGCCAAAACGUUUGUCUUCUUGACUUUGGGGUUCAUUUAAUCCACCUGUAGCUUUGAACCACAGGUCGGUUUUUGAAGCAUUUUCCAGGGCUUUGCACCAACCUCUCUGUGAUUACCCUAGGACUGCCUAAAAUAAGCGGUAAGUGGUGUAGGGUGUUGAUUAGAACAGAAAUCAAUUGGAGUUUCAAAGUCAGUUUGAGCACCAAAUUGCAUCAUAUAGCCUAAUAAGAGACCCUGUAAGCAACAGGAAAACCGAAGAGCCGACAGACAGACAGCACCGCUGUUCACAGAAUGUAACGAGGCUGUGUGAUCCAGCGUGUGUUUUUUAAACCCAUUCUUCACCGUCUCCAUUUCUCUUUGUAUUGAAACUCAAAACUCCCUCACAUGACUUGCUGUUUUAUCGUCUAAGCUAUACGCUAUUACUAUGAAAUGAAACAUGCAUGCUAACAGCAUAUAAUCGGGACAGUCCCAAAUGCAUAGGAAGAAAGUCCAGAUAUUUCCACAUAGUAAAUAACUAUUCUGCACAGCAGAGUUAGUGAAACCCACACGCUGUGCGAUUGGUGCGGCUGACACGUGUGCUGAUCACUAGUUUACCGGUAUGCAAAGUUAUUAAGAAGGCUUCGCUGAGUUGAGGGGAUACGUCUAUUAUUAUAUGAUAUAGUGUUUCUUAUGUACGACUCCUCCCAAACCCCAAAAUCCAAACACCAGGGUGAUCCCUACAUUGAAGAAAAGCUGGGAACCAACUGCACUUUUUAAAAGGAGGUACGGAGGCACACCCUGUGAGCCAAUGAAACAAGUCAAAAAUGCGAGCGGACGCACAGAGCUGCCAAUGAGCUAAGAGCUGUGGGCAAAGCAUCAGCCAAUCAACCGGCGGGUCACGUCGGCCGGCCGCAAACGACAGCCAAUGACGUGCCAAGAAUUGAACUUUCAAAAAAAAAACCCCGCCGUCUUGUAAGUUGUUGGAAAGUUGAGGUUUGGUUUUCGGGACGGUGAAUUAGAAAUAGGAAUGGAGCCGCCCGUGUCGAGAUUUGCCAGUCGGUUUCGCAAGGAUGCCAGCGUGGAGCUGCUGCGGGUGAAGAUGGCCCGCAGACGCUCACAGUCUCAGAAAGAGAACAGGGAGCGUGUGAUCACGAAGAGCAGGGGGCUGGCGCUUCAGGACCCCAACAUCUCCACUGUGAGGGAGAGUGAGCUGUCUGCCCUGGAGGCUGAGGAGGUUUCCCAGGAGACGAGCGCCGUGCUGCGCAAACCUGCAGCCUCGGCGGGUGUCAGCAAAGCUGUGGCGGAGCGCAAACAGAUGCUGGAGCGCUACAAAGAGGCCAAGGUGCUGCAGAAGAUGAAGGAGCAGAGGGAGAAGGCCAAGAAGGGCGUCUUCAAGGUGGGGGUGUUCAAACCGGACCCCCAGUUCUUCGUGCCGUCCGUGCUAGGCCAACCCAAUACCCGUGCGCAGCACAAAGUCAAGGACCCUCCAGCUCCAGUGUGCGCAAAUAGAGUGAACACCCGAUCGAUGGCAAAGAAGCCAGACCCUCCAAAAAAGGCUGUUGUCAGCCAGCCAUUGGAAGCUCCAGUAAGGAAGGCCACAGUGCAAACACGAGGCCAGAAACAAGCAGCAGCAGCACCACCUCCUGCUUCCACAACACACAGAGGUAAGACUGAGGAACAGGGCUGUGCUCUGCAGCACCCCUGUUUAUACAACACAGAGAUGAGACUGAAGAACAGGGCUGUGCUCUGCAGCACCCCUGUUAAUGCAACACAGAGAUGA
This is a messenger RNA of Polyodon spathula (Mississippi paddlefish), 2106 nucleotides long. RefSeq names its product disks large-associated protein 5-like. Bases 1354 to 2106 code for a protein of 250 amino acids. Lineage: Eukaryota; Metazoa; Chordata; Actinopteri; Acipenseriformes; Polyodontidae. The record is from RefSeq and is a predicted model, not a curated record. The transcript is spliced from 5 exons.